AUGCAAUGGCCUGGGCUGCGGCCGGCCGACAGCUACGGGCUGCUGACAUUUGUAGUGCUGUCUGUCUUUGCCAUCAGAUCUUCAGUUACCUGCGCAAAAAAACAUCGUCCUGGUUCCCAGAAGCUCAGCUCGCCGUCUCCCAAGGUUCAAGACUACGAUAUCAUUUGGGCCCUGGCGUCGCGGACGAGCAAAGAUCCCUUCGGUGAACAAUCAGGACCAGGAGUAUGCAAGCAUCUCUUGGAUUCUCCCAAGGCUCAGGUCCUUAAACGGAAGCAAUGCAAGCCCGACAUGGGCUUGUCCUUUGUGCCACUCAUGACGGCCUUUGCCUCUGCUGAAGCAGCAGUGACAUUAUAUAUGCACUGGAUUCUUCAAGGAAUAGCAAAUUGUAACAUAACCCCCCGGUACGUGGACGUCCGUUUCGACCCGAGACCCACCAUCGCUGCCAACAGCGUUCUAGGAGUUGAGAUGGGGAAAGAGAGCGCGCACGAGGAAGCGUUGCUGCUUAUUAGCUCCUCACCUUUCUCCAAUACCUCUACCCCGGCCUCCUCCUGGCUGGAUGCACUGGUGCUGGGUGUCCGGUCAGACGCCAUUCAGACUGUCAACACGUCGGCCCUGGUCGGACGGAUACUUUGCUGCUGA
Molecule: messenger RNA, 639 nt
Organism: Volvox carteri f. nagariensis
Lineage: Eukaryota; Viridiplantae; Chlorophyta; Chlorophyceae; Chlamydomonadales; Volvocaceae
Exons: 6
Coding region: 1-639 (212 amino acids)
Source: RefSeq, a predicted model, not a curated record